CCACUAAGACGGCGGCUGCUUCACGUCGUCGAGGAUAGUUCGCGGCAGCAGAGUAGUCACGAAGCUUGGUGUAAAAUUAUUGGCUUAAAAUUGAGUAUUUUGCUAACAAUUUCUGCAAAAAGCAUUGUGAAAAGUUAACUGCAGUUUUUAUCUUUCCUGGUAAACAAUUGUUUUGAAUAAUAGAUUCUGCAUUUACCGUGUUUUUGGAAACAAAAGUGAUUGCAUAUUAUCAAUAGAACUGCAACAAAAGGUUUUACCCAUUCAUUCGUAAAAAUUCACGCACACAAAUACCUAGGUCUGGUUCGAACGUGAAAUAGCACAGAAAACAAUCACCGCGGCAGUGAAAAGAACAAACAGCUAAAAGAAACGUAUAAUAGCCGGACUUUAGAUAGGAGGUGCUAGGAAUCACUCUGCCUGCCGGGAAGGUGUAGCAGGAUGCCCGACCACAGCGACUUGGACCGACAGAUCGAACAGUUAAAGCGAUGUGAAAUUAUCAAGGAGAACGAAGUGAAGGCUCUGUGUGCUAAGGCACGGGAAAUUCUGGUCGAAGAAGGUAACGUGCAGCGCGUGGAUUCUCCGGUUACGGUCUGCGGCGAUAUUCAUGGGCAAUUUUACGAUUUGAAGGAACUGUUUAAAGUUGGUGGUGAUGUACCGGAAACGAAUUACUUGUUUAUGGGAGAUUUUGUAGAUCGAGGAUAUUAUAGUGUGGAAACUUUUCUUUUGCUUUUGGCUUUGAAGGUCCGUUACCCGGACCGUAUCACUUUGAUCCGUGGUAAUCAUGAGUCACGUCAAAUCACCCAGGUGUAUGGCUUCUAUGAUGAAUGCCUGCGGAAAUAUGGCUCGGUGACAGUGUGGCGAUACUGUACGGAAAUAUUUGAUUAUCUUUCGCUUUCGGCAAUUAUCGAUGGAAAGAUAUUUUGCGUACAUGGUGGUCUCUCGCCAUCGAUUCAGUAUUUGGACCAGAUUCGUUCAAUUGAUCGUAAGCAGGAGGUACCCCACGACGGACCGAUGUGCGAUCUGCUGUGGAGUGAUCCGGAAGAUACGCAUGGUUGGGGAGUUUCGCCACGAGGUGCUGGUUACUUGUUCGGAUCGGAUGUUGUCUCACAGUUCAAUGCGGCCAACGACAUCGAUAUGAUCUGUCGAGCUCACCAACUUGUUAUGGAAGGGUACAAGUGGCAUUUCAAUGAAACGGUUUUGACUGUGUGGUCGGCUCCCAAUUAUUGCUACAGAUGCGGCAAUGUUGCGGCUAUUUUAGAGCUGAAUGAAAAUUUGCAGCGUGAUUUCACUAUCUUCGAAGCAGCUCCGCAGGAGAGUCGUGGUAUUCCGUCGAAAAAACCACAGGCCGAUUAUUUCUUAUAAAAGCAAACUACGACCUUUUCCUCCGGAAUACGACUGACGCCGGGCUGAUUGGCGGUUUCCGGCCGGUGCGAUUACUUAAACCAAGUACGGAACCAACAGCAAUCCACACGAGUGUCACUUGCCCCGAUGUAGUAGCUCUUAUCUAGCUGUCCUUGUUAACAAAACACUAGGUCUUUGAUUAUGUUUUCUGUUCUUUUUACUUUUCUUUCGUGCAGAAGUGUAUUCUCUAAGAUUUUUAAUAUUUACUAUUUACGAAAAUCAUCUUUCUAUUAGUUUUAAUCACAAUUCUUUUAAAACCUUUCAAUUGUGAAAAUGACGAAGCGAAGAUAUCCUUUGUUUCUUUUUGUUUUAGUAGGAAAAAAACACUCAAUUAUCACAGUCUAAGACGGAACCCAUUGUGUAUAAAAUACGAAAAGUACGUUUGUUUUAUUUUUUCCCUCCAACUGUUCAAUUUAGCAGAAAACGAAGAUAGACGAAAUAACCUAACAAAAACAAACUGUAGACUGCCGAUCAAUAAUAGGAAUGAAAACGGGGAAAUGACCUUGUGUAACGAUGAAUGGACACUAACCAUAAAAAUAACAUUAUAAAACUUCUAGUAUUUAUACAAAAGUAAGGUAAUAUAUGACAUAAGUACGAUGAAGGAAACAAGAGAAACAAAAAAAUGAACACAAGCACGGAGAAUUUUUUUACGUUUCUCGAGUCUACAAUUAUUAUUCUCAGUUUAUCUUUAAACACAACAGAACAACAAUGUGAACCAUGUCGUUCGAGUAAGUUGGACUGUCCUACUAAGACCAGCAAUCACCCUCAAAUAGAAGCUUCCUGCCCACACUUGCUCUAACGCCAUGGCUCAUACAUUACCCGAUGUGCCUGCAGACAAGCAACAUUUCCAAGCUUAACGGUCAUCGGAUUGCGGGACGAAAACAGUUUAUAAAUCAGCAACAAUUUGAACAACACCGUUUAUACGUUUAUAAAUACGCAGCCAGAGAAAGAAGUUUGGUUAUUAAAAGUAAUCGAUAAGUAAACUGUAGUUUUUACUGCUGCUAAUAUUACUAUAGCUAAAGCAGUUAGGGUAAAUUUGCAAGCAUUGGAAGAAUAACACAUACAUCUAUAGUUUAUAAAGUGAAGUGAUACAAAUAAAACUAAAUCAUAGGUA
Topomyia yanbarensis is the source of this 2512-nucleotide messenger RNA. It is a transcript of the gene Pp4-19C, whose product is annotated as serine/threonine-protein phosphatase 4 catalytic subunit. Bases 436 to 1359 code for a protein of 307 amino acids. Gene Ontology annotation, cellular component: nucleus; cytoplasm. Gene Ontology annotation, biological process: peptidyl-serine dephosphorylation; double-strand break repair via homologous recombination. Gene Ontology annotation, molecular function: protein serine/threonine phosphatase activity. The record is from RefSeq and is a predicted model, not a curated record. The transcript is spliced from 4 exons. NCBI's taxonomy places the organism in Eukaryota, Metazoa, Arthropoda, Insecta, Diptera, Culicidae.